CGCACACACUCCUCCUUCAGUCCCUUCAGCCACGCACACACACUGGCAGAGCUGCUGUCUGCAGUGGGUUGAGCACAGUGCAGCCGCCUGGGAUUGUUAAAACUACUCCCUUAAAGUCUGGGAUCGGACGGUGAGCGAGAGAGAAAGGCGAGUCAGAGACGAGUCUGGGCCACAGUUUGCUGGUGUAAUUUUCUUCCUGUGUAGUCGGAGGACAGAGAGGAUGGAGACCAAAGUGUGGAUUGGCCUUUGUGCGCUGCUGCUCAUGAACUUGGGAUCUGCUGAACAUGAUGGUGACCACACUGCUGCCUCCUCUGCUUCAGAAAGUGAUCCUGAGGCUCCAUCUGCAGAGUCUGUGCCUGGUUCUAAUCCGGACCCCAUCCUUCGUACAUCUGCUGCACCUUCACUGAGUGACUCCGACACAAGUUCAAACAGCACCAGCAGUUUGAGCAGUAACAAGACUACAGAGGGAGAGAGCAUGGCUGUGACUCCUGAACCAACCAAAGCUCAUGGUACCAACACCAGCUCUCCCACAGAGGCUGUCCUUCCUGGAAAUGUAUCGACAGAUCAGUUGACACCACAGCCUCCAGUUCCUCCUUCUGAGAUUCACACCACUGCCUCUCCCAUCACCCCUGCCCCCACCAGCACCACACACACAACUCACACUGCUACUACAGACAAACAGAGCCCCACACCACCCACAACACCACAUGCGGCAGUUCCACUUCCUGAAGUUACAGCAUCAAACCAGCCCAGUCACAACGAAACACACUCGUCCACUCAUGUCCCGACACCUGAGCCACCAAAGCUCAAAUCUACAACUGCUGCUGUCAUCGCUCAGACUAGCUCAACGUCCAGCUCCUCUCAAGAGCCCCCCAAAUCUGAGUCCACGACACUCGCAACACAACAAACCACAUCACAGUCCGACGAACACCCUCCGACCACCAGCAAAGCCGACCUAAAGACCACCAUCACCCAGACGACCAGCCCCUCCGCUGAGGCCAGACUCCACGCCAAAACCCCCUCCCAGCUCAACGUUGGGGGUGACCCAACGAUGGUCCUUGACUCUCCCACAUUAGACCCCCUCCUGGCUGGCCUGGUGUCAGCCUUCAUCAUCACUGCCGUCAUCAUUACUCUGCUCCUCUUCCUCAAACUGCGCCGGAGAGACAACCGACCUGAGUUCCGCAGGCUGCAGGACCUUCCUAUGGACGACAUGAUGGAGGACACACCUUUGUCCAUGUACAGCUACUAAUGGAGGCUCAAGUGAAACGUUUUGGCGCCCAAAUAUUCUCCAUGAAUCCAGGCUCAUGCUGCAGCGGUCGUUGAACCUGACCUUUCUUCCUUAAUCUGCACCAAACAGAAAGAAUGCUGGGUAGGUGUGAGCAAACAUCUGGAUCGCUUUCAUUUAUCUGACAUGUAGGAAAGGACGUGAUUGAAGCUGCAAUGGACAAUGAAGAUGUAUCGCCCAUGUAGGGCUCGUUUUGGCAAAAGUCUAUUUUGGUGCCUGUAAUUAUGAAUUAGGCCGACACCUCUGUUGAAUACUGUAUGCUUAAUAUUUUUCAGCCCUGCUUUUGGGGUGUGGGAGUUGUAUAAUAUAUUUUGAUUUCCCCAGAGUUGAAAAGGGUAAAAGCAUCAUUUGGAUGGUUCUCACCUGGACGCAGAUCCAGCCUGUCCUGCCAGACUCUUACCUGGGGGCACUGGUCUAAUUUCCCUCUUAUCACUUAGUGUUAGAACAUCUGGCAGUCUGACUGAGAGGCCAGAAACAGAACAUAACAAAUGGCCUGAUUAUAGUGUUAAAAAGUUGCACUUUACUUUUUCAGGAGUGGAAAAAAAGGACAAAUAUUUUUGUGUAUGAGAAAAAUUGAGUUUUGUGUGCAUACAUAGGUGCAGGCUGUGUGUGUUUGUCGGUGUGUGAGUUUGUUAAAGGUGCAUGUGUGGAUCUUUGAAGGCGUGGCAGGGGAUAUUUAAGCGUUUUCUUUUUUUCUUCUUCUUCUAUUGUUUUUAAUUUCUGUGUUGAAGGUCCUGCUGCCUUUUGGCCUGAUUUUGAAAUGUGCAGUGUGUGUUUUUUUUGUGUCUUUCCUGGAGUCUUGUGUCCAGGGGAGAGUGCCUUACACAGUAUAGGAACAGCUCUUUAUUGAAUACUGUAUUUAUAUUCAGACUAACUUCCAGAUUUACCCAUCAUUCCCAGCGCUUUGUGUGAUUCCAAUUGAAAUGCGCACUCAGGCCCAGGUAGCUGCUCUGACUUGCCUGUGUUUGAACACUAGCCUUGAGCAUGUUCACCACUCACUCAUACGAUGACAGUUGCAGACUGAAACGGGCCCAGUGGCCUUUCCACACAAUGUUGGCAUUGUCCUGUGCGUUGUAAAUACUACUGAUGAUUGCGUCAUUCAGAGACAAACUCUUCAUCUUAGUUGCUGCUUAAGCGUUCACCAGGCACAAACGUAUUGAAAGUGUUACAUGGGACUGAUCUGACGGCACCUUGUUCUCUUAGUAAGUUCACAAAUAUUCCAUUGAUUAUACUGUGUGUCAGCCUCGCUGUGUGUGUGCUCUGCAAACGUGCAGGAUAAUGUGAGCGGGAGGGAGACAAACAGGAUGACAGAACAACCCACGUGGAUAGAAAUCAAUUGGAGCUGAUACUUGUGUUCACUGUUUAAUCUCUGUGCCAUGAAUACGGCAGAUGGGUGACAAAUUAAAGGGAAAAUCAACAUAAAAUGUCUGAGUAGGGUGUUGGGACCCCUGAAGAUUAGGGCUGGGUAUCGGUACUGGAUACUUUAAAGCUCCAGUGUGCAGGAUUUAGAGGGACAUAUUGGCAGA
This is a messenger RNA of Epinephelus lanceolatus (giant grouper), 2811 nucleotides long. RefSeq lists its product as uncharacterized. Lineage: Eukaryota; Metazoa; Chordata; Actinopteri; Perciformes; Serranidae. The record is from RefSeq and is a predicted model, not a curated record.